AUGGAUACACGUAGAUGGUCACUGUCGACUUGCGGUGAAUGCGAUUUUGUUUUGGAACCACCCCGACGCCCUGGAAAAGAACUAGAACGUCAGAAGCCUUGCUUAGGCAUAGACAAACUAAUACAAGAAGAAAGAGAAAAUCAAGAGUGGAAUGUCGCUUUUCAAAAGGCUUUAGUAAAGAGAUUGGAGGCUUCCGAAAGGAGACUCACGCUUGAUGAUUAUUUGGACGACGAUGAUGAUGAUGGUUCACCUAGCAGCCGAGGAGGACGAAAACGAAAGAGAAAGAAGGAAGCUCAUACUUCUGCUAAACCUGCAGUAAAAAGUGAACAAGUUGCGGCUGGAUUCCCUGAAGCUCAAGAUGUAUUCAAAGAGAAAAAAUGCAGGUGCUCAGGAAAAAUAAGAAUAGAAGAACGAAAACGAAAAACAUUUGUAAAGAUAAUGGAAAGAGAACAAAGGAGAUUUGAAAGACGAAGUAUAAGAGCUCAAAAGAAAUACGAAAAAGAUCGACAGAAAGCAUACAAAAAAUGUGAGAAUACGCAACUCGCCAUGGAAAGGGGAUACCUUAAAAGAAACAAAGAUGGUGUUGUGGAUAAAGCUGAAGAGACUUUUAGCGUGUUCAUACAUAUGGAUCCAGCUGAAUGCGGUUGCCAUGCACGAGACAGAUGUGCUACAAAAUGCAAGAAAUGUUUCUUUGUGUUCUGCGUCUGGUUCUAUAUUAUCGGAUUCAUCAUCUUCGCCAUUGUUACCUACGUCCUAACAUGGCUUUAGCCUGAAGUGUGCCAGAAGCCAAGUGAUGUCAA
Molecule: messenger RNA, 800 nt
Organism: Cydia amplana
Lineage: Eukaryota; Metazoa; Arthropoda; Insecta; Lepidoptera; Tortricidae
Exons: 3
Coding region: 1-768 (255 amino acids)
Source: RefSeq, a predicted model, not a curated record